This is a messenger RNA of Erinaceus europaeus (western European hedgehog), 3534 nucleotides long. It is a transcript of the gene STK17A, whose product is annotated as serine/threonine kinase 17a. Gene Ontology annotation, molecular function: protein serine/threonine kinase activity; ATP binding. Gene Ontology annotation, cellular component: nucleus. The transcript is spliced from 7 exons. Gene Ontology annotation, biological process: protein phosphorylation; positive regulation of apoptotic process; intracellular signal transduction. Lineage: Eukaryota; Metazoa; Chordata; Mammalia; Eulipotyphla; Erinaceidae. The coding region runs from base 191 to 1408 and encodes 405 amino acids. The record is from RefSeq and is a predicted model, not a curated record.
UCAGCGCAGGGCGGGGCCAGCGGCCGGGAGCCGGCGGGCGGCUGAGGGAGCGCGAAGGGAGCGGCGACUGUGACCUGCUGCGGGCUCGGCGGGCGGCGCGAGGCGGGUGGAGGCGGCGCCGUUACCCGCCGGCGGCUCAGCUUGGCUCGGAGCGAGUGGGGCGUCCGGGAAGCCAGCGCGCCCGAGCGCCAUGAUCCCUCUGGAGAAACCGGGCAGCGGCGGCAGCUCCCCGGCGGGCGGGGUUCUGAGCGCGCCGCGCCGGCCGCCUCCCUCCCAGGGCCGCGGGCUGCUGACGGAGAUCCGCGCCGCGGUCCGCACCGAGCCCUUCCUGGACGGCUACCGCCUGAGCCCGGGCCGGGAGCUGGGCAGGGGGAAGUUUGCAGUUGUGCGGAAAUGUGUAAAGAAAGAUUCCGGGAAAGAGUUUGCAGCCAAGUUCAUGAGAAAAAGAAGGAAAGGCCAAGACUGUCGGAUGGAAAUAAUUCAUGAGAUUGCUGUGCUUGAACUAGCACAGGACAAUCCUUGGGUCAUUAACUUACAUGAAGUCUACGAAACACCAUCAGAGAUGAUCUUGGUUCUGGAAUAUGCGGCUGGGGGUGAAAUCUUUGAGCAGUGUGUUGCUGACAGAGACGAAGCCUUCACAGAAAAAGAUGUUCAGAAACUCAUGAGGCAGAUUUUAGAAGGUGUUCACUUUUUACAUGCUCAUGAUGUAGUGCAUCUUGACUUGAAGCCUCAGAACAUUCUGCUGACAAGUGAAUCCCCACUGGGUGACAUUAAAAUAGUUGAUUUUGGCCUUUCAAGAAUAAUGAAGACCAGUGAAGAGCUGCGAGAAAUCAUGGGUACACCUGAAUAUGUGGCUCCUGAAAUUCUUAGUUAUGAUCCUAUCAGCACAGCAACAGAUAUGUGGAGCAUUGGAGUGUUAGCAUAUGUCAUGCUUACAGGAAUGUCACCUUUCUUAGGUGAUAAUAAGCAAGAAACAUUCUUAAAUAUCUCACAAAUGAAUCUAAGUUAUUCUGAGGAAGAAUUUGAUGGUGUGUCUGAGUCAGCUAUUGACUUCAUCAAGAGACUCUUAGUUCAGAAACCUGAAGCUCGAGCCACUGCAGAAGAAUGUCUAAGACAUCCAUGGUUGAUACAGAGCAGUGUCCAGGCUCUUCCUCUCAAAGUCAAAGGGGCAUUAGAAGAAGCAGCUGCCCUCCAGGAAGGUGAUUCUGUGCCCAAAACCCAUUCAGGGAUUCAGAAAGCAGAAACUGAGGAAUCAGCUGUACCAGAGGAGUUAAUUGUAGUUGCAUCAUAUACUUUAGGACAAUGCAGACAGUCUGAAAAAGAGAAGAUGGAGCAGAAGGCUAUUUCCAAACGAUUUAAAUUUGAGGAACCUUUGCUACAAGAAAUUCCAGGGGAGUUUAUCUACUGAACAGUUUGUUCUUUUAGAACUGUAAGAUCUCCACAUUGGAAAUACUAAUGUUACUUAUCAACAUCUGGCCAAAGGGUAUGUGAACUGAAUGGGUAACAAAGUCUCACUGAUAGAUACUGAAAUAACUUUGUUAAACCUGUGGAGUUAGAUGAGUCAUCCCAUAUUUGUAAACUUGCCAACCAGGAAAUUCAGGUAAAGGUUUCUGUUUCAUGUCAUUUUUAAGAAGGGAGAUAAUUGUAUCUUUUGUUUCUAUACCCCUUUUCCUUACAAAGGUGUCUGUAUUCACUUUGUUCAAAAACCCAAGUAAAAGUGCCAAAAUUACAUCUUUGUAAAUUUGCUUUGCACUAGUAGUAUGUAAAACUCUAUCUGCAUAUGUAUAUAUUGAUAUCUUUACUAAAUUUGAUACAUCUUUCACUUUGACUGCCUUGGAGGAAACUAAGAUUUUAGUCUAUUUGAAAAUACUUUUCCAAUUUUUGGAGACUAGAGUAACAUCCACAUAGUUUUAAUAUCUUGUUUUUAAAUUUUAUUAGCUUUAUAUUGACUUGAUUUGCAAUCCCUUGUUUGGAUUUUGCCUAAUGCUUAUAAGCUGUCAUGAAAAAUCCUUGCUAGUUCUCUUCUUUGGUUUCACUAGUACUGGUUUAGUUUGGCUUUAACUUCUGAAGUUACUCUGAUUUUUAAGACCAAGGUCAAGGAAUCUUCUAAUAUUAAAUGUGUCAGCUUCUCAGCUGUCUUCCUCUCGUUAUAGCUCACUGAAUACUCUCACAGGGAAGAGCCCUGCUGCCUUUCCACAUUACUUGCUGCUUAAUUUUGGUCAUUUACAAGUGUCAGUAUGAUCUGACUAAUAACAGGCUGUGGAGGAGUUAUAAAGCAUAGUCAUGCUCACCUCAGAACCUCUUAAUUCUGUUGGGUUUCCUCUUAGCCCUUCAAGCUAUGUUAGGAGACAUAAAGCACCAAAAUAUUUAUACACAUUUACUGUGUUCAUUAAAAAAGGGCAUUGGACACUGUUGUUUAGGAAGUAUCCUUGCCCCCAAAAGACUUAUAAGAAUAUGCUUAAUAGAAUUUGAUCAGGAUUACACAGUUUAUGCCUAGAACCUACAAUAAUAGCACAUUCCUCUUAACAAGUGGAAAUGUGGAAGUUUAUGUUCUAUGGUGAAAGCAACUGACUGCCCAUAUCACCCACACAAAGUUUGAGUCUUCAUUCCUCUUUUCAUUUGGCUCUGGGUGUCAGAUGUCUGUGAGUGUAACUUGUAUGCCACCUGUGUACUGUGUAGGUGUGUUGGCCCUGCACAUGUGCUGUUGUAGUGUUGUAGAAACACAUCAGGCCUGUCCCUUUAUGGUCUGCGUAGGAUGACACACAGUUCUCUGUCCUAGCAUGAUUUCUCAAAAUGUCAAAAUUGUAACAAGGACAGCACCUAACCAUCUGCUUUUCUGUAUGUGCAGUGCAGUAUCCUAGACAUUCAUACAUGUGGCCUGGAAUCAUACCAGCCCUGCCUGCUGGGUGUCAGGGUCUGAGAGUUAUUCACACACUGUCGGAUGAAAUUAACAGGGCAGUUCCAACCCUUACGUGGCAUUGUCUUCUCAGCACUUUGAAAUUUAAAAUACAGCUCCUUAAGAACUUGCAUUGCUAAACAAGUUCUGAAAGAAGAAAAGGAGGACUUCUGCCUUAUUGAUAAUUUGCAGUGAAAACCCAGGGCCACAGUUAUGUCUCAGGUAAAUCUUGAAAGAGAUAAAACACAAUUUUAUGCAGUUUGUAAUAUCUUUCUAACAAAAAAAUAGGGAGAUGAGAAAAACUACUCAGUAUUAAAUUAUACAUUUUUGUACUCAAUAUCUUCAGUUUUAAGUUCAGACUCACUUGGACAAUAUUUAGUCUUUCUCUAAACCAUCUUAUAAUAAGUACAUUGAAAAAGAAUCGCUGUAUUUGUGGAUAAAAAGUUUCCUUGUAGCUGCCACUUUGCUGUUUGCAGUGUGCUACAUGUCAGCUUCUUGGUUGCCUUUGGUUUAGGAUUCUGCAAAGCUUUUUUUAGAAGCACUUUAGAAUAUACUUGUAAAGAGGUAUAUUGACUCUAUGUGCUAUAGAAAGCCUUCACAGAUUUGGACCAAAUAAAAUCUUUGAAUCAAUAACUUAA